UAUAAGUCGCGCUAAUAUGUUUUAUUUAUUCGAUUGCUUUUUCGUUUCUAGCAACAGCACUUUGACUGACACAGGCUAACCUGCGCCGCGUCAAAAGAUCGGCUGCAGGGAGAGUGUAUAGUUCAUUGGAGCAUCUUUCAAUAUCCAAACACCAUCACUGGUUUAACCCCCACAGUAAUGAUUUGUUUCUCUUGCAUAUCUAGAAGUAGCCGGACUUCGCGGCAGCAAAUUGUUCAGAGUGAUGAAGCUACAGAUAUUGCGGGGAUUGAGAAUGUGAAAAUCUUUUCCUACAAGGAAUUGAAUAGCGCCACCGAAAACUUUUCUCCUGGUAAUAAAAUUGGUCAGGGUGGUUUUGGUUCCGUAUACAAGGGGAAACUCAAAAAUGGUUCAGUUGUUGCUAUUAAGGUUCUCUCCUCCGAGUCAAAGCAAGGGACGCGAGAAUUUUUGAAUGAGCUUAGCACGAUAGCAAAUAUAGUGCACGAGAAUCUUGUUACCCUAUAUGGUUGCUGUGUCGAAGGAAAUCGGAGGAUUUUGGUCUACAAUUAUCUUGAGAAUAACAGCCUCGCAGAAACUCUCCUUGGUGGAAACCGCAGCAACAUCCAGUUUAGCUGGCGAACACGAACAAAUAUUUGCAUUGGAGUCGCCCGUGGGCUCGCUUUCCUUCAUGAGGAAGUCAAACCGCAUAUCGUGCAUCGAGAUAUCAAAGCAAGUAAUAUACUUCUCGAUAUGGAUCUCACUCCUAAAAUUUCAGAUUUCGGUUUAGCGAAACUCUUCCCAGAUAGUAUGACGCAUGUGAGCACUAGAGUUGCUGGAACGAUAGGUUACCUGGCGCCGGAGUAUGCUAUUCAUGGAAAAUUGACAAAGAAGGCGGAUAUUUACAGCUUUGGUGUUCUUCUGUUGGAAAUAGUUAGCGGCAGGUGUAACACAAAUACCAGAUUGCCUUAUGAAGAUCAAUUUCUUCUGGAAAGAAUAUGGGCAUUGUACGAGCAUGGUGAGUUGGUGAAUAUCGUGGACACUUCCCUGAACGGCGAUUUCAAUCCGGAGGAAGCUUGCAGGUUCUUGAAGGUCGGCCUCAUUUGCACCCAAGACGCGCCAAAAGUGAGACCCACCAUGUCAACAGUCAUCAAGAUGCUCACCGGCGAGACCGACACCGACAUGGAGAUCAUGAAGCCAGGCCUGAUCUCGGACUUCAUGGACCUAAAAGUUCGCACCCAUAAACCCAUUGGGCUAAAUGUAGGCUUACCCUGAUCUCAUGAUCUUAAAUGGGUCUUAGUGUUUAAGCCCCGAAGGCAAUUUUGCUUAAGGUCUUCAUUGGAGGAUAAACGAUUAACUACGACCGCAGUGAGAUAGCAAAAGCAAGGGUUAAAAGAAAAUAGAAAGAAAUAGGUAAACUUCAUUAACAGUCCCUAUUUUGUUGUACAUUUUCACAUUUGUUUUCUGUGGCUUCGCUUGUGUAAUUAAUUAAUUUGUACUGAGAUCGAAGACAGUGGUCACUGCUGUGAAAUUCAUUAUAUCACAAGGUCCAUAUUUGGAAGUUUACCCUGAAAAUAUGAAAAGCACUCCCAAUGAACUUUUUUGAUUCUGA
Molecule: messenger RNA, 1585 nt
Organism: Ananas comosus (pineapple)
Lineage: Eukaryota; Viridiplantae; Streptophyta; Magnoliopsida; Poales; Bromeliaceae
Product: putative serine/threonine-protein kinase
Exons: 7
Coding region: 178-1248 (356 amino acids)
Biological process (GO): protein phosphorylation
Molecular function (GO): ATP binding; protein kinase activity
Source: RefSeq, a predicted model, not a curated record